Messenger RNA from Athalia rosae (coleseed sawfly), 2921 nucleotides. RefSeq names its product molybdopterin synthase catalytic subunit-like. The transcript is spliced from 8 exons. Gene Ontology annotation, biological process: Mo-molybdopterin cofactor biosynthetic process. Gene Ontology annotation, cellular component: cytosol. Gene Ontology annotation, molecular function: molybdopterin synthase activity. Lineage: Eukaryota; Metazoa; Arthropoda; Insecta; Hymenoptera; Athaliidae. Bases 1291 to 2466 code for a protein of 391 amino acids. The record is from RefSeq and is a predicted model, not a curated record.
AUUGUGGAAUAUAUUGGUGAUGUGUACAUACGUAUGUACGUACAUCGGCAUUAGAGAAACUACGAUGUGCCCUUGAUCGAUAAUUUUGCAUUCAAGCUUAUUAUAUCUCGAUCGACAGUUGCUUUGGAUUGUAAAAAGCGAUCUGAAAGAUGAACUAUUUCGCAAUGUUUAUUUAGUUAUAUUUUUCGCACGGAAAGGAAAGAGAAAAAAAGGAGAGGAAAAUAUAGAUAAAUAAAUAAAUAAAAAUGUAUUGCAGCGGCGUGUUAUUGCACAAGGCCAAACUUCUCUAAACUCUACCACACGAUUAAACGACUACGUAAGGCUCUCGAAGAGAACUGUCCAUGCGAUAGUUGCCCAAUCAAGUUUUUCUACUUAUAGGUGCGCCUUUUGCUCUUUGUAUAGUUUACAAUUUAUUUACGAUUUACGUAUCGUAGUACAUGCGUUAUAACUGUUUGUCGUACAACGGGAAGCAUAUAGAUGACAAUUUUCCAUUACAUAAAAUUAAAUUACGUUAGAUUAAAUCGCUACGUCUUCUUGAGCGUAUUGAGACAAUGUAAAGUUAAAUGAUUCGUUUAAAUUAUAUCGUCAUUGUUCGAGAAACGAGUAUAUCGACCUUCCAAUCAAUUCUUGUGUACACGACGCUUAGGCAACGACACAAUAGGAGUGGACAUUUUACUCGUUUACCGUACGGCUUUCAUUUCUGUAUAGCUUUCAUCGAUAAUCUACGAAAUUUCUGCUAUUUCACUGCUAGUGUAUACAUGUAGAUGCUCAUCUAUGGUAGUUAAUGUUAUCAGGCAUGCGAUCUGAAAUUCAAUUUGUAGAGGUUCCAGCUAUCAAAAAUUGUAAUAUGGAUGAAUAUUUUUCCCAGUGCGUUCCAACUUCCUACUUCCCACUUCCCAGCUAUGACCUCAUUCUGCUUUUGACCUGAUUAUCGUAGAAGUGCAUAGUGAUUCGAGCUAGUUCGAGCGCGGCGCCAGCUAACAGGUGUUACGUCAGCACUACAAAAGUCAUUUGAGCGAUAACUUUACCAUUACUAAACUGACAGAACAAAGAUUGCUGAAAAAAAUACAUUCCAGUUAUUGAAUAUUUCAAUGUUUUUUUGUCGCUAUCAAAAGUCUGGUUAUGCACCGAUAAGAAGGCGGGUCAAAUGAACACCCGCAUUUCCGGUGGUAGCGUUGUUGAUUUAUUAUUUGUAUUUUGACCUGAGGUUAACAUAACCUAGUUGACAAAUGUCACGUUCGUCACGUUCAUGAUUUGCAAUGCUGUAAUCGAAGUCGGCCGCCUGUUGUUAUGCUGGAGCGCACCGGAAAACAGGUUAAGAUGGAUGGAACCAAAGAUGUUGUUAGACUGCAGACGGAACGACUGAGCAUAGAACAGAUAGUGAACCUGGUGACCGCUCCGAAUUGUGGAGCUAUAUCCACAUUCAUUGGUAUAACUCGUGAUAACUUUGAAGAAAAAAAGGUGAUCAAGCUGGAGUAUGAAGCCUAUGAACCUAUGGCUUUGAAAGAGUUACAGAAUGUUUGCUCUAAGGUACGCUCCCAAUGGGAUGUGGAACGCAUAGCAAUUUUUCAUAGACUAGGAGUUGUACCAGUUACUGAGGCAAGUGUUGUUAUAGCGAUUUCUUCUCCUCAUAGACAGGAAAGCCUCCAAGCCACACAAUUAGCUAUUGACAUGCUGAAAAGUAGUGUUCCUAUUUGGAAAAAGGAAAUAUACGAUACUAACGAGUCGGAGUGGAAACAAAAUAAGGAAUGCUCCUGGUCCACUAGAGAGGAGAGCCAUGCUACUUCGGAGAGUAUAGAAACACCCUUAAGUGCUGUAACUGAUCAAGAAACUGGUGAUAAUCAAGAGAAUGAGCAAAAAGAAUCAUCUGAUGUUGAGAUCGAUCCAAAUCUUGUACAAAUUCAAGCGAGCGCAGAAGAACUGAAUCGCAGAAUAGAGGCAUUCAUUACACGGAAACGAGAGCAGAUGAACAUCGUAAAUGUGCAAGAAUUUUGCUGUCACAGAGCGAGAGUUGACGAAGAGCAGGAGGAAAGCUCUUGCGCUCGAGUAGAUGCAAUUUUGAUUCGGCGAAAAGAUUCUAAAAGCCAUGUCAAAGUUCACAGAGUUCUGAAUCCUUGGGGUCCCAAUACGGUUGAUACAUCAAUGUUGCCAAAUAUUUCAAAAACACAUUCCGACGAAAGUUCUCCUGGUAAUUAUCCACCUGUGCUGGACGAAAGAUUCAUGACAAGUGAGAAUCAAAUUGGCAUCAAAGGACCCGUACCAAAGGAUGUUUAUCAAAGGCUCAAGAGGAUCGAGGACAGAAUACUGUAUCUAGAAAGUCUAUCACCGGAGUACAGACACUUUUGGGAGGAUCCAGAGAAGAGUUCGCAGAAUACCUACAGACCUGUAAGAAAGAGGACAUUUUCAACGGCGGAACUUGACUCAAAACUUCAUGAAUUGGAAAACAAAUAUGCAAAGAGGGUCUAAUUGAUCAUCUGUAAGGAUUCUCCUGACAUCGAUAGCUCGCAGAGUCACACGUAUGAACAGAAGUAUGAAAUAAUUUAUGUUACAUAACUGCUAUUUUUGAAACUUCUCCAGGAGACUGGAAAUCCCUAAAGGUGUAGAAAAAUCAGUAAAUUUACUGUGAGUAAAUAAAUAGCCGAAUAAACAUGCAGGUUUAUAGAUUUUUUUAUGGAUUGUAUUUUGAACGGAAAUAGUCAAACCUAUAAAAAUAGUUGAGAUUAGACUCUAACAUCACGUUGUAUAAAAAUGCUCUUCUCACAUACAGAAACGAACAGAAGUAUAAAUUUCGGAAAUUCCGUGAAGGUUACCAGUCUCCUUGAAACGUAAAUUUUUGCAAUUCAAUAACGAACAUGAAAUUUUUAAACGGUGGUUCAACUAUGUUCAGUUUCCGGUGGUAUUAAAAAAUAUAUUUUACAUAA